UCCAGUAGGAUCUCACCAUUUUAUUUUACAACACUUCUAUGGCCAUAUUAUGUUUAGGCUAUAUUUGGUUUGAGAUCAAAUUUAACCAAAUUGAUGGUGGACAAAAAUGAUCUAACCUCUCAAAUGUGUACUGGGUGUGAACAGGGUCACGUUCAUUUGCAAAACGUUCUUGAACAUUAACGUCAUUCAUUAUUGAACAAAUCGAAGAGGCAUGUUUGUUCUACAUAGCAUAUUUCUAUCUGGACGUUCCAAAACUUUGUAUCCUGCUGAACGCGCCCCUGUUCUUGAUUUUUAGCACUUUAGCGGGUACCUUGUUUUGAAAGUUUGACGCUGCCUCCUCGACCUAAUUUAAAACACGUACAUUUACUGAGACGCAGUGAUGGACUAGAAUCAAUUGAGAAAAUCCAACAAGUCUAUGGUUGGUAGUGGGAUCUUAUUUUCUUCAUCACAUGAGGGACGCGAUAGCCUGCCUUACUGCCCUCUUCACAGAUACCUCCGCCUUGAAGGGAAACAAACCUUGGUCAUAGGAAAUCCGCCUCUCCUGAUUUGAGGAAAAUGUUUCACCUUGGGAGAAAAAAACAUCAGACUGAACCAAGGGAAGUCUCUGCCUCCAAUCUGGCAAAACUCAGCAAUAAGCUCAAAGCCAUCCUGAAGAAGAAGUAUCAGAGUCCUCCAGGGGGGGAAACUGAGCAUCCAUUUUAUAUACAUUGUGAUCUCCAGUAUCCACCUGAUGAAAGUGGAGAGAACCAACAUGAGUAUAUUCUAAUUGAGCCAACCUACAGGAAGAGACACCGAGGGACGUGCUCAACCAUAGGCUUAUACUUUGAUUCUGAACUAGGCUACGAACGAGUCAGAAUAGCACUGACCAAGGGUGUCUCUGGUAUUGGCAAAACUAGCCAGGUGCGGAUGGUUAUUCUUAACUGGGCAGAGGGAAACGGAAACCAGGACUGUCCUCUCUUAUUUCCUCUUCCUUUCCGGGAGCUGAAUUUGCUGAAGGAGAGACUGAGUCUAAUUGAACUUAUUCACAAGUUUUUCCCAGAAUUGAAAGAACUUGGCAUUUCCAACUUGGAGAACAUCAGAAUUUGGCUCAUCUUUGAUGGGCUGGAUGAAUUCCGACAUCUUCUUGACUUCAUGAACAGCCCGAUAGUGACCAAUGUCACAGAGGCCUCAUCCGUGCCGACACUGCUUACAAACCUAAUUAACGGUAAUCUUCUUCCCUCCACUGCUUACAUAUGGAUUACCUCCAGACCUGAAGCAAUCAGUCGCAUCCCUUUUCAGUACAUCAAUGAAGAGUCAGAAAUCGAAGGCUUCACAGAUUACCAGAAAGAGGAGUUCCUCAGGAAAGCAAUCAAUGACACGGACCGGGCCAAUGCAAUUAUUGCCUACUUGAAGUACUCAAAAAGCCUCUACGUCUUGUGCCAGAUACCUAUUAUCUGUUCGAUUUGUGCGUCAUUCCUCAGGAGACAGACAUUUCUAUUCUAUAAAGAAUGUAACCGCAGAGCUCUGACUCCAGUGUAUACUGACCUACUCGCCCGGUUGCAAACACAGAAUCAGAAUACACAGGAGAUGGCUAAUAAAUUGGGGGAACUAGCCUUUAAGCAGUUGGUGAAAGGCAACGCGGUUUUCUACGAGGAAGACCUAAGAGAGUGCAACAUUGAUGUCCAAGUGGCAGCUGUGUACGCAAAAGUGAACAUACCCAUCUUCAGGGAGGAUAUUGGGCUGCAGCAAAAGAAGAUCUACUACUUUGGGCAUACCACCAUUCAGGAGUUCUUUGCCGCAAUGUGGUUUCUUCAAUCCUGCAACAGCCUGAGGAAAGCAGUGGACGUGGCCUUGCAGAGCAGAAACGGAAAGCUGGACCUCUUCCUCCGGUUCCUCCUCGGCUUCUCGCAGAACUCCAUCCAGUCAGUCGCAGAGUCCGGCUACAACUCGUCAGAGACACUGACGGAAACGGUAGAGUACAUCAAGAAGAAGGUCAUGGAGAAUCCCGCUUCACGGAGGACACUCAACUUGCUGAACUGCCUGAGGGAACUGGGUGACAGCUCUUUAGAAACGGAUGGCAUGAGCUUUCUCAAUACGGGAAUUCCCCCAGAUGCCAAAUACCCACGUGCACAUUGGUCCGACCUGGCCACUCUGUUAGUGGCAUCGGGGACGGGGCCGAUAGACAUGCUUGGGUUGGAAGUAAAGAAGAGAGGAGACAAGGAACUUCUGAGGAUGCUGCCAGUGAUAAAAGCUUCCCAGACAGCCACGCUGUCAUAUCACAAUCUGACUGAGAUAUUCUGUAAAGAUCUGGGCUUGGCGCUCAACUCAAAUGUGUGCCAUCUGAAAGCGCUGGACCUGAGUUUCAACACGCUGAAAGACUCAGGAGUGCAGCUGCUGGCGGCCGGCCUGGCCCAGCCACAUUGCCGAAUGGAGAGACUGAAACUGUCCGGCUGCAGGGUGAAACAGGAUGGCUUCAACGCUCUGGCCAAAGCUCUCAAAUCCAACCCCUUGCACCUGCGAGAGCUGGAUCUGAGCGGCAAUGAACCGGGAGAAGCCGGCGUGUUUCAUCUCGUUGACGGGCUGAAGGUUGUUUAUUGCAAACUGCAGAUCCUGAAGCUCUCAAACUGCAAGCUGGGCCUGGAGCUGAGUCACGCUCUGGCGGUGUUGCUGAUAGACAACCCCGAACACCUGCGAGAGCUGGACGUCAGCAUGAAUGAUCUGGGAGACGCGGGGGUGGAGCUGCUUAUGGACAUACUGAAGUCAACCCAGAUAUACAAACUGGAGUUGUACUGUUGUCAGCUCACUGAGAAAUGCUGUGAGAACAUGUUUGGAUUUCUGGUGAACAUCCCCAGUCUGAGGGAGCUCAACCUGAGCAACAACAACCUGAAGGACGAGGGGGUCAAGAUGCUCUGUAAAGCCUUCGGACUGCCCUUCUGUCAACUGGAGAAACUCAUUAUGGCGAGCUGUGGCAUCACCCUAGUCAGAGGGUUUCAUUUCAACUCUGUCCUCAAAGAGCUGGACAUCAGCAGGAACCAUCUGGGCGACUCGGAUGACUGGGCCGAUGUCUUUUUCUGCUUGUCUUCACUUGAGACCCUCAGGCUGAGUGACUGUAAACUGACAGGGAAAUGGUGUGGGGAGCUGGUCAAAGCUCUCAGCUCCAACCUCACCAACCUGAAAGAGCUGGAUCUCUCUGGAAACGACCUGGGAGACCGCGGUGUGAAGACUCUCUACCUGGGACUGACGUCCAGGUGUUGUACACUGGAGAGACUGUUUCUGAGAUGCUGUGGGAUCACAGUGAAGGGCUGCUCCUCCCUAGCCUUAGCCCUGAAGUCCAGCCACUCCAGCAUCACAGAACUAGGUCUGAUGGGAAAUGACACGGGAGAAGAAGGACUGAGAAUUCUCUCCGACAUCAGGGACAACCAACGCUACAAUCUACAGACUCUAGAAAUCAACGAUUGAGAGAGGUCUUGACUCGCUUGAUGGGGUUCUCCUUGGCGUCUCGGCUUGAUCUUCAAGUUCUGUACUCUGGUGAAGCGGUUCACUGUAACGGGAACAGGACGCUUUCUCUGGAGCAGACUGGGAUUUGCAUUCAGACGACUGAAUUGAUCGUUGUACAGACUUAUUAAAGAAGUGCCUAAACUUGAAAAAGAUAAUUAUAUAUAGUUUUAUAGAGUAGGAUGCCCUUCAGGGUGUAACCACAGUGCCUGUGUACUAAACUAAAGGAUGUUACUCAGUACCUUUAGCCCCAAACAUGCUCAGUAACCUCGAAGCCCAUGCAGUAUUUCUUUGCACAUCAAUGUCAAGUCAAGACGUUGCGGUAUACGAUGUAGCCUUUACUGAAGAGACGGGUGAUGCUAUGUUUUACAUAAUGACCUUAUUGUGUUUCCUUGUUUAACCAAGGAUGUGUCAUCAUAUAGUGGGACUGAAUAAAUGGAUAAUCCACUUGAAGACAUUUUCACCUUUACCAAUCCCCCCCAGACUACUCGCUCAGUCUUCAACGAUACAGGUUGAAUAGAACCCUUAGAUUGGUGUGGUAUGAACAUGCUAAUGAACAGAAUUCUAUUCCAGACAGCAUAUAUACAUUUGGACAAAAGUCCAUAUAGAAGGGUUUAACUUAAUAAAAUGAGGAUCUCUAUGGUUAAAUCUAUCCUGAUUGGCGCAGCGGUCUACAGUGCAAAGCGUCAGUGCAUCUCAGUGUUUGAGGCAUCACUACAGGCACCCUGGUUCGAUUCCAGGCUGUAUCACAACCGGCCGUGAUUGGCCCAGCGUCGUCCGGGUUUGGCCGGCGUAGGCAGUCAUUGUAAAUAAGAAUUUGUUCUUAACUGACCUGCCUGGUUAAAUAAAAAAUACUUUUUAAAAAAACAUCUAAAUCAUCUUCCCUACCUUUUGUAUUUAGUGAAUAGUGUUGACCAACUUUAACUCCAGAUAAGUAAAAACAUGAUUUUUUUAUUUUUUGCAUUAGUGAUUUAUGCAUUUACCACCACAUCACUGAAUAUCAGCCUUGCACGAUUCAACAAAUGUUAUAAGUUACUGUAUAUACCACUACAAGCACAGGGGACAGUUUUUUGGGGCGUUUUGUGUUUUUUAAACUCAUUAAAACGUUCUAAAAUUAAUGAAAACAUGCAUUAAUAAAAUGUUUAUUUUAUAUAUUGUACAUGUAUUGCUGAUGAAUAAGUAUUAAAACGUUCACAAGAAAAAUGUAAAAUUCAUUAAAAUAAACUUUACUGUUAGAAGUUA
Messenger RNA from Salvelinus fontinalis (brook trout), 4716 nucleotides. Its product is annotated as NACHT, LRR and PYD domains-containing protein 12-like. Gene Ontology annotation, molecular function: protein binding. The record is from RefSeq and is a predicted model, not a curated record. The transcript has 10 exons. NCBI's taxonomy places the organism in Eukaryota, Metazoa, Chordata, Actinopteri, Salmoniformes, Salmonidae. Bases 556 to 3438 code for a protein of 960 amino acids.